Molecule: messenger RNA, 9844 nt
Organism: Rattus norvegicus (Norway rat)
Lineage: Eukaryota; Metazoa; Chordata; Mammalia; Rodentia; Muridae
Source: RefSeq, a predicted model, not a curated record
GGUUUCUAGUGGGUCACCUAGUUAGGGUCUGUAGGUUAAAGAUGGGAAACUCAGGGCUACAGGUGGGGUCCCUCCCAUGCAGGGUGAGGAGGUGGCAGGCCUCUAGCUACCUAUGCACCCCGAAAGCCCAGACAAGGAGACACAGCAUGUAAUUCACUACCUAUGCACCCAGAAAGCCCACACAAGGAGACACAGCAUGCAAAUUCACUUUUUUAUCCAACCUCACACCUAGGAAUUAGGAAGAAUAUCUGAAGAAGUCAAAAGAAGCAACCGUAAGAAAGAUGUCGCCUCGGAGGGGUGUGGAGAACCCAGGAGUCCAGAGUAGGCUCAGAGAGGGGGCAGGCCUGCCACUUGGGUUAAAGGGGAAAAAGAGUAAUUGAAUGAAUGUAAUCGUGCAGAGAAUGACUUAUUAGGAAGUGGGGAAUAGAUCCCUAAACUCCGACUAGUCCCUUAUUUUUUAUGAGACUCUAUAUAGAGAGGGUGCAGAGGUGAAGGGACAUCAUUAAAGAUUGUGAUCUGGGGUACAAAUGACAAAAUACUGUCCCUGUAACACUGAGCACGAACCAGGUUACCCAGGAAAGUGCCACAGCAGAGUGCUGACCGCCCUGCAUUGCCAUCACGGGGAGCUGGUUGCCUUUGUUAAGACCAUGCUCCAUCAAGCCCCCAAAACACUCACUUUGUAACUUUGGGAAAAUCACUAUUAGCCUGUGAUUCUUCUCCACUAGCAGAAAACCGGAAGUGAUAGUACAGCCCAAGCUUUACAAUGGACACGAAAGAGAAGAGGUUUUGUAUUUCAUCUAGGUUUAAGCCUGGUUUCGUGUUCUACCAAGGAAAAACUCCAUAUAGCUUUAGAGAUAUUAAAACAGUGUGCAAAUGUAGGAGUUGCAUCUCCUCAGGGGCAAGUGCAGAGCUGUGAAAGGCUCAGCAUGAAACCAGGUGUAGUGAGCAUUCAGCUGUGGUAACUGUUCAGCAAAUCAGCCUUUACAGUUGAGAAUGUUAACAAGGGCAGCAUCUCAUCCAGUCCAGAUAAAGCCGAGCAGGAGGAGGAGACUAAUGGCCUCUGUGAUUGCAGAAGCGUUAGCGACGGGAACCUUUGGAAAAGAAGGGCAGAAAUACCAGGUUUGGGAAUUUGUACUAAAGCCCUUUCCUGACAGCUGCUGCUGAAGGUUUUUAGAAAGUGUAGUAAUUGAAUCGAGGGACGAACCCUUUAACAAGCUAGAUAAGUUAUUUAGACUGCCUAAAGCCUUUAAAAAUAAAUUGCUAUUCUGAAUUUAUUCGUGUUUUUUUUCAAUUGGCCUCUCACCCCAAUACUGGGAUUAAAUUUCUGUGUCUUCUGUUUGUUCUUUUUACAUCAUUCAUUAGUGUUAAUUCUUACCCACUCCGACAACACAUAAUUUACUUCUGAUAGAUUCUGGGAUGGAGUCUUACUGUGGUAGUCAGAAGGAAGGUUGGCACAUGAUGUCCGAGGGCAUUACCGCCCGGUAACUUCCGAGUUUUCUAGAUGUGCCUCCGAGAGCCAAAUCCAGAGAAGAGAGGCUUUAUAGAUAAGACAGAUGCCCGGCCAAUAGGGAUGCACCAAGUAUGCAGGCAGCCUGACAGCCGGUCUCAACCGCGUUACCUACCAUGGCCACUGAGAACCUUCCAGACUCAACAGAAAGCGACGGCCCAAGAGAAGAACUCGGGACUGAGAGUGAGCCGUUCUCAAACAAACACAGGUUGAGGAAUGCGUCCUGCAGCAGUUCAUCCCGGAGAGGGGACAGUGUACUUUCUUGGACCUUACUGAUUUUCUCCCUGUGGAUCAGAACAUGUUUGUCUGGCAACACAAAGCUUUUCCCCGUGAAGGAGAGGAGCCCAGUAUUUCAGUAUUUCCCCCCAAUGAAGGAGAGAAGCAGGGGUUGUGUGUGGGGGUGAGGUACACGCAAACUCCACCCGUUUCCUCCACAGUAGCCUGUUUCCUCCAGGACAGGUCUUGGGGCCAAGGGUCAGCUCGCUAGGGUUUUACGGUUCUGUUAGGGCGCAUGCGCAUGCGCAUGGGGGGUCUGCUGGCAGAAUUAAUGAGCCCUGAAGACACUAGCGUUCCCUAGCGCAGCAUUUGGAAGUGGGUUCCCCCACCCUCCUGCCUGCGUUGCAAUACUAGACUUCACAGUGACAUUUUCUCAUUUAUAUGCGAUGGCAGUGAUGUCUUAGAAUGUGGCUUUGAUUCUGGAGACAGACUGGUAUAUGACGACUCAGUGAGAAAAGUUCCCCUCUUCUAAGGAUGAAGAAGCAUCCGGAUUUAAACCCCCGGUUUUCUGUCAUGGAUAAUAGUCAGUGCGCAGGGGUGUGAAAGGGCUUUCGUGCACUGCCCAGACGAGGGUUGCUGGUGAUUGGCAGGGUCCUGACCCAAUCAAAUCAAAUGCGGUCUUGCUUCAGCGUCAGGCUGCUGCGGACCCGCCGGACAGAGUUUGUCUGUCUGUCUGUAUUCUCACCAUCACCUUUAAAUGGCCUGAGAAUAUUUUUGACAUGGAGGGGAAAGCUUGUGUAUCUUCUGUGUGGACUCUGUGUUCAGCCUGUGGCCGUCCCCUCCCCAUCCUUUAUAUGCCUCCUCCGGAUGCUGAGUGACUAGGAUGAGGGACCCUGGAUCCGUAUGCACUGGUCAGAAGUGUCACUUAAACACCUUCAGCUCAGUUGAACAGGAAGACUGAAUGCUCAGAUGCUAAUUUUAUUAAAUACAGUGGCUUUCCUUUUCUAAGAGAGGAGAGAGAGAGAGAGAGAGAGAGAGAGAGAGAGAGAGAGAGAGAGAGAGAGAGUGUGUGUGUGUGUGUGUGUGUGUGUGUGUUUUCAGACAGCUUUUGGGAAUCCGUUCUCACCUGCCACCUUGUUUGAGGCAUGACUGUGUCUGAGCUAUUGUUGUUUCUGUCUUUGCUCAUUCUAGUAUAGCCAGGCGGUCUGUGAGCUUCCAAGCAAUUCCCCAGCCUUCCAUGGGAGUGCUGGGAUCAUAGGUGCACACUCCCACAUCCAUUUUUACCUGGGUUCUGGGGAUCGAACUCAAGCCUGCCAGGCAACCACUUUGGCCUGCUGAGCUGUCUCCUGGCCCAGUAGCUUUUCUUGAUGGGAAAUAAAACGGACCCUUAUAAAAGGUCUGGAUAGUUGGUGGAGUGUAGUGCGCACCGUGGCAUCUAUUAGGGCUUCCUGUUUUGUUGUGAGUCCUUGCUGGCUUUGCAGUCUGGAGCGAUUAAUGAUGGCCUCAUUAUCUUUGCUGUUGUGCACAGAUACUUUCUGUUUAGUUGUCUAAGCUCAGGAGGACGUUUGAUAGGUUUUACAUGUUUUCUUGCGAACUGGAAGAAAACCAAACCUGCCAUCCAAAUGAUUGGCACAAGGAGUAGAUGACGUUUAUCUGGGUGUAAGGAGAGUUGUUGUCAGAUUGUAUGGGACGAGAUGUUCUGUGUUUCAGGAAAGCCCCCUUCUCAGAGGGCACACCUCAUGUUGGGUUUGGUUUUUUCAGUCAGUAUUAGCUGGUGGCACAAACACACCGUGUGUUUCUACUUGGCAUCCUGCACAUCCUAUGCAGUGUGGGAGGGAGGAGAAAAGCGUGUAGCUUUUAUGUGAAGAGGCAAGGCAGUUGGUACAGUUACCAUACCGUGACUAACAUGAAAGACUGGAUAAUAAGCUGUUGAUAUUCAGUGGCUGGGUUUAAAGGCAGUUCACAUAUGCGUGGGGUAGUCUCUCAAAAACCAAGGGCUUGGCAAGGAAGUUUGACACAACUGUAGGGAGUUCUAAAUUUUAAUCUGUGUGUGUGUGUGUGUGUGUGUGUGUGUGUGUGUGUGUGUGUGUAUUUUUGAGCAUGCAGGCAUACCAUACUGUGCCUAUGGAGGUCAGAGGACAACUGUCUGGGAAAGAGGAUCCUACCAGCCUACUUUUCUCCCUUAGCUAACUCUCCAGUCAGUUCCUGAAUGUCUAAAAUGUAUAUUUAUACUUAAUGUGUAUCUUACACAGUUUGAUAAAGUUGGGAUAAAGGAUCAUAAAUACAGGGCUGGGAGCUUGUAACUCUGAGGAACAGCACAGACCUGCUUGUCGAGCCUACCCUCUGUCGUAAGACCUUUUAUUUCAGUUAUCACGCUAACACCACUGAGCUCCUUGAGGGAAUGCAGGGUGUCCUCAUGAUCUCUGUGGGUCUCACCGUGUCUGUUCCCCAGAGACUCAUCCACAGGCCUAUGACAGGAGCACUUGGCCGGUCCAUCGGAAACCUGGUACAGCUAACUGUCUGACUGGCACACCAGCUAUGUGUGGGGUGUAUGUCUUCCAUUUCGAUGUUUUUGGAAACACAUUAGGAAAUCUGCUGUGUUGUGUUGUUAGUGCCUUGUGUGUAUGAACCAUGCAUGGCUUUCAUGUUUGGUAGCCCGUGGCACGGUGUGGGACUGUUGUAACCCUUGAAGCACACCAGUUAAACGCCGAGGGCGGUUCUUCUUAAAGAAGAGCCAGCGUGUGAGGCUGGAGAAAUGAGUCAGCUUUUAACCGCACUCCCUGCUCUGCAGAGGCCUCGGUUCCCAGCACCUGCAUCAAGCAGUUCACAGUCGUCUGUGACUUGCGCUCCAGAGGAUCCAGCACCCUCUUCUGGUCUUGCCCGCACUGCAUUCAUGUGCACACACACAUUUCAAACUUUUCAUAGUUUGAAAAGAAAGGACCUAUGUUUGGGCAUCAUUCCCUCCACCCUAGCAGGAACCAGAAACUCCUCUAGCCAAAGAGUUCAAAGUGCAGCAAAGUAAAGCCGCAGGGACUCGGGGUGCUUAGACUGCAGAGAGAAAAUGUGGGGCGUCUAAGGGCUGAGCUUGGUCACCUGUUCAGUUGUCACAGUCUGGGCAUGGAGCAUGGGGUGACAACUGGUUUUAGGAGUAAGAGGCCAGGGAUACAUCUCAACUGCUCUCGUGCUAAGGGGGAAAAAAACCUUGGAAUAGGGCAUGGAAAGGAUCGGGAGGCAGGAGGAUGCCGGAAGUGGUGUGACUGACUGGUGUGUCCACUGUCCCGCCCCUCACAACCCUCCCCCCUGCUUCUUCAGUACAGACAGCGUUGGACCUGAGCAGCUGCAUGUUAGACUGUACAAUGACUGUUGUGGUUACUAAAAUAGGAUGCUUGAAAAAUUCUUGGCUGAAUUUUCUUCACUUCUGUGCUUGCUCAAUUGAAAAAGCAUUAUCUCAAGAACAGGAAAUGUUCCUAGUAACCUCUUUUUCUCCCUUUUAUGUUUUUAAUAAGGGACCUCGAAAAUAAUUUUUUAUUAUAUUUACUCAUUUAUGUAUAUGUGUCUGUGGGAGGGGCAUGCAUGCCAUGGUGCACAUUUGGAAGUCAGAGGACAACUUUCAGGAGUCUGCCUUCUACCACGUCGGGUCCCUGGAGUCAGAAUCGGCACCAAGCCCUCUACCUGCUGGCUGGGAUUGUCAGCCCAGAAAAUGAGUUUCUCAAAAGGAGAUUAGUGUUCUACAGUCAGCCAAGAAAGGGGUCCACGAGUGGAGUGUCUGCGUGGCGGUUGGCGUGACGUUCUCUUGACCCGCUUCACUUUACUCAAAGCUCUGUAGGUCUAAGUGAACAUGAUUUUGUCAUGAUCACCCUGGGGUAAGAAGAUGGGGACAAACCAAGAGGGAAAACAGCAGCAACAGCAAAUAAGUUAGGAAGGAAGGGGUUGGAGCGAUUAAAAUAAGAUACUAAACAGAUCCUUCUGCCUCAUGCACCAAACAAAGGGGGUGUCCUUCAGGAAAGGGGAGGGGCGCCUUGCUGAGCUCCCUUGGCUCACUGGUCCCUCUCAGGUUUUAGUUAUGCAGACUCUAAAGUUAUGCAGACCUUCUAGGAUUCCCACUGGGAUGAAGGGAAUUGCUGUCUGGCUGGUUGAGGGUUCCGCCCCUCCUUCUGAUUUCCAUCCUAAGGACCCACAGCUUAGACACAGGAGAAAUAGUGGUCGCAAAGCAAACGACAGCGUUGGCCAUUCCCCUUCCCUUGCACGUGUGUGUUCCAUGGUAGACAAAUAGCCCAGAAAGUGCCCCGUGCCAGUCUGCAGUGUACUCACUGUACGGCCAUACUUCCUCCCCUCUCUCCCCACCUCCCCACGGUGCCAUCCCUGGUCCUGGGAAGGCUCUUCAGUCUUGUUUCCUUUUCUUCUCUGCUCCUGGAUCAGUGGUGAGCCCUUUAAGAAUUUGUUACUUAUGGAUUAGUGGGCACUAAGACUGCCCAGGAAUUGAGCAGGUACUGGGGGGGUUCCCAGCCUUCCUGAGCACAACAUUGGGGCUUCUGAUGGUGGGGCUUAACAGUAAGGACUGAGAGACAGAAAGGCCUAGCCUGGGGGACAGGCAGGCCUUUUGGUCUCAAGCUUGGUUUUUCUAAAUAUAGUGAAAACAGCCUCUGUUAGCUCUUAGAAGGAACUGCCUCCUGACCGGACAAAAGCUUCAUGGCUACGCGUGAUGGCGUUUGGAAGGUGUGGCAUUAAUUAUGUGGGAGUGGGGGAGUGGGAGACGGAACUCUGGCUGCUCUCUCACUGUUUCAGUGGCUCUCCAGAGUUCGUCCUGCAGUUAGUGUUCCCAGCUCACAGGUUUGCUCUAGAGAAGGAGCAGAGACAGUUUGCUGUGAAGAUGUUCAGGUAAUUGAGAACAUUUUUCCCUCUUUUCUUGGUAUUAAUGCCAGGCGCCGAGACUCUUAUUCUUGAUGAACUAUUGACUGAAAGAGGAUUUAAUGGGGAACAAACUUACUUUUUUUUUUACAAUAGGAUACCAUUUUGUAAAAUUGAAUUUUUGAUCCUUUAGCCGAACUACUUAAUAAAAGAAUUCAUCUGUAUCUGUGUUCCAUUUAUCUAGGCAAGAUCGAGGGACAGGGAUGCAGUGUUCUCUGCAAAUGUAAAAGCCUGUUGCAGCACCUGUUGGUCACAAUGCUGUGGCGUUUAGAUGCUACAGAGAACGAACCUCUUACCUACUUUCAGCUUGUAUUGUUGGGGUUUAAACAUGAAAACAAGAAUCUGGUAAAAGAAGUGGUUAGCCCCUGCACUGGACGCUCCCUACAGGUGCUAACUGGGUCUUCCCUGAAGCAGAAGGAACAGUAUUUCCUACCUUUCCGAACCGAAGACCAAGAAGCUAGAGAAUCUAUGUAAAUAAACUGAAAUCUCUGUUGGCUUUGCACCCCCAGCCCGGAGCCGUCACUUUUCCUGGUCUGAGGAGCGUGUAGACCUCGGCCAGCCGCUAUGAAUGUGACCAGCUUGUUUUCAUUCACAAGCCCAGCUGUGAAGAGACUCCUUGGGUGGAAACAGGGCGACGAAGAAGAGAAAUGGGCGGAGAAGGCUGUGGACGCUUUGGUGAAGAAACUGAAGAAGAAGAAAGGGGCCAUGGAAGAGCUGGAGAAGGCCCUGAGCUGCCCCGGGCAGCCGAGUAACUGUGUCACCAUUCCUCGCUCCCUGGAUGGCAGGUUGCAGGUGUCCCACCGGAAGGGACUGCCUCAUGUCAUUUAUUGCCGCGUGUGGCGCUGGCCCGACCUCCAGAGCCAUCAUGAACUAAAGCCUCUGGAAUGCUGCGAGUUCCCAUUUGGUUCCAAGCAGAAGGAAGUCUGCAUCAAUCCCUACCACUAUAAGCGAGUGGAGAGCCCCGUUCUCCCACCGGUGCUGGUUCCGAGGCACAGCGAGUACAACCCUCAGCACAGCCUUCUGGCUCAGUUCCGAAACCUGGGACAAAAUGAGCCCCACAUGCCACUGAAUGCCACGUUCCCCGACUCCUUCCAGCAGCCACACAGCCACCCGUUUCCCCAGUCCCCCAACAGCAGCUACCCCAACUCUCCUGGCAGCAGCAGCAGCACCUACCCUCACUCCCCGACCAGCUCAGACCCGGGCAGCCCUUUUCAGAUGCCAGCCGACACACCCCCGCCUGCUUACCUGCCUCCUGAAGACCCCAUGGCCCAGGAUGGCUCUCAGCCUAUGGACACGAACAUGACGAACAUGACGGCACCGACACUGCCCGCGGAGAUCAAUAGAGGAGAUGUUCAAGCAGUUGCUUACGAGGAACCAAAACACUGGUGCUCUAUUGUGUACUAUGAGCUCAACAACCGUGUGGGCGAAGCGUUCCAUGCCUCCUCCACCAGCGUGUUGGUGGAUGGUUUCACCGAUCCUUCCAACAAUAAGAACCGAUUCUGCCUUGGGCUGCUCUCCAAUGUUAACCGGAACUCCACUAUUGAAAAUACCAGGCGACACAUCGGGAAAGGAGUCCACCUUUAUUACGUCGGAGGAGAGGUGUAUGCGGAGUGCCUCAGUGACAGCAGCAUCUUCGUGCAGAGUCGGAACUGCAACUACCACCAUGGCUUUCAUCCCACCACGGUCUGCAAGAUCCCCAGCGGGUGCAGCUUGAAAAUCUUCAACAACCAAGAGUUCGCUCAGCUACUGGCGCAGUCUGUGAACCAUGGGUUCGAGACAGUGUAUGAACUCACCAAAAUGUGCACUAUUCGAAUGAGCUUCGUGAAGGGCUGGGGAGCAGAGUACCACCGGCAGGAUGUCACUAGCACCCCCUGCUGGAUUGAGAUACACCUGCAUGGCCCUCUCCAGUGGCUGGAUAAAGUCCUUACCCAGAUGGGUUCGCCCCACAACCCUAUUUCGUCGGUGUCUUAAAGGGCCCUCGGCUUCUGUCUCUUGCAAACUAUUGGGCCUUGCAUGUACUUGAAGGACGGAGAAGUCAGACAGGAUGGGGAGCUGUAAAGGAGCCGUGAUACUUGACCUCUGUGACCAACCGUUGGAUGGAGAAGCUGACAGGCCUUGGUAACAAGCUGUUGAUAUCAAGAACCCGCUUAGUUUACAUUGUGACAUUCUGUUGUAAAAUCAACUAAAAUGCUGACUUUUAGCAGGACUUUGUGAAUAGUUAGAAAAGAGAUGGCCAAGCCAGGGGCAAAUUAUCUAUUAGGAAAAAAGCAAAAAAAAAGGCCCUAAGCAAUCCUUUUGUGUGGGGUGUUGGCAGAAGGUUGGCGCCGAUCAUCUUUAUGGAGUGGGCUCUCAUCAGGCUCGGAGCCCACGCUGAUCAUCCUCUCAUGGGUUUUCUUAAUAUUUUAAAACUAUUUGUUUAGAAAUGAAUGGGUUUUUUUGUUUGUUUUAAAGUAAAGGUUAAUUGUUAUGCCAUGCGUAGUAACCUUUCUGAAGCUGUAUGCUGACUGUAUUGCUGUCAGGAUGACGUCAGGCAUAUGCCCUUUGCUAAAUAUGUAUAUACAGAAUACUUGGAGGUUAUGAAUAGUCCAAAUGGCUAGUGGGUCUACACAGUAUCUGAGGGGCGGGGUCGGGGAGGAAAAACGACAGCUGCAAAUGUAGACAUUGCCGUAAAGCCCAGCCUGUUGCCUUAAACGGACAAGCUGGUGUCGGACUUUGCUGUGUUUCAGGUUUUUUAGAGUUUUACCUGGCUUUUCUUCCUUUCUUUUCUGCUGUCUCAUCCGCUCCACAAUGCAGUUAAGCAGCUGGUUAAUUCCUCUAACUGUAAGGGCAAAUGAGUAAUUCCUUCUGUUCGCAAACGGACUGGCUCUGCGUCCCAGUUCCCGGAACAUGAAAAGCGUGGAUUUAACGAGCAGUUCUUAUGGCGUUUACAAUACAGACAUAGGCUUUGAUUUUUCAAAUAAAUUGUUUGCCAAACCUGGUAACUCUGUUCAUUAUUCGCAGGUUUGAAGAAGAUCUCUAUCAGAAUCCAUUUCAAAGUUUUUUUUUUUUUAAUUUUGUUUCAUUUUUUUUGUACUAUUUGGUUUUCUUCUGUUGAAGUUUUCUAUUCUCCUUUUCUCUUAUACAGCGAGUUCUUUUAUUCCAACACUAGCAGGGUUUUUCUCUACUGGAAAUUUUUAAAUAAAACCUGUCAUUAUUGCUUACUUUGAUUAAAAA